Episyrphus balteatus (marmalade hoverfly) is the source of this 1758-nucleotide messenger RNA. It is a transcript of the gene glo, whose product is annotated as heterogeneous nuclear ribonucleoprotein F. NCBI's taxonomy places the organism in Eukaryota, Metazoa, Arthropoda, Insecta, Diptera, Syrphidae. Bases 194 to 1624 code for a protein of 476 amino acids. The transcript has a single exon. Gene Ontology annotation, molecular function: RNA binding. The record is from RefSeq and is a predicted model, not a curated record. Gene Ontology annotation, cellular component: ribonucleoprotein complex.
GCCGAGCCGCUGUAGCUAAAAUUUUUCACCUGAACGCUUUUGUCGCUUUCUUCAUUAUUGCAAAAAAAAAACGCGUUGGCUUGGGGAGUUUCUUUUUUCUUAAAAAUAAAGUCUAUUAAUAGAUUUACAUAAAAAAAAUAAUUUUGUGUUUGAUUAGAAAAGUAUAUUGUGCUGUUUUCUAGAAACAAAAAAAAUGUCUUGCUUUAUACGUUUACGUGGACUACCAUGGUCGGUAACUCAUCAAGAAAUAUUGGAUUUUCUACAAAACGUUAACGUUGUAAACGGCACAAAAGGUAUUCACAUGGUACUCAGUCGGUGGGAUGGAAAAAAUACAGGCGAAGCUUUUGUAGAACUUGAAAGUGAAGAAGACGAAAACGAAGCAUUCAAGCUAAAUAAAAAUACCAUCGGCCAUCGUUAUAUUGAAGUUUUUUCAGCUACUAACGAAGAAGCCGAACAUGCGCUCAAAAAUCUCGGAUCGAAUGCUUCAAAUGUCGUCAAACUUCGUGGACUUCCCUACGAUAUCAAUGACGAAAUGAUUGAAGAAUUUUUCAGCGGCUUAAACUUAAAGCGCAAUGGCAUUCUAACUUUAAUGGAUAGAAGGGGACGAGCUACAGGCGAAGCGUAUGUUCAAUUCGAAAAUGUCGAUGAUACUGAACAGGCACUUUUAAGAAAUAGAGAAAAAAUUGGUCACAGGUAUAUUGAAAUAUUUCGGAGUUCGCUGGCCGAAAUGCGCCGUCAAUCUAACAAUCGUCCCGGACCAUAUGACAUCAAAGAUCGCGGGGGUUUCCGCAAUAAUCGUGAUGAUUUUGGAGGCAAUUCAGGAUUUGGCAACAAUAAUAAAAACGGAUUUGGGGGUGGUAACAAACCCAUGGGAAUGAACAACUCUGGCAACGGGUUAAAUCGUAAUCAAUUUGGGAUGUUUGGUGGAGGUUUAGGAGGGUUUAACAAUAGUAAUAAUUCUGGAAAUAAUUUUGAUAGACCGAUGAACAAUAAUUUUAUGGGUAUGCCUAACAACUCUUCUGGCGGCGGCGGCGGUGGGAACAAUCGUGAACAAAAUUUCAACCAAGGUCCCUUUUGGAAUAAUGAUAUGAAUAGAAAUAUGAGAGGUGGUGGUCUCAAUGAUGAUAUGGGUCAAUCUUUUAAUAAUGGUGGCAACAGGGGAUUCAACAAUGAUAAUAGCGGCAAUAACAUGAACAGCUCAUUUGAUAGAGGAAAUAAUAACAGAAUGAGUCUGAUGGGUGGUGGAAAUGGAGGUGGUGGUGGAAUGGGUGGAGGUGGAAUCCAUAAUAUGGGAAAUCAGAAUAAGUUUGGGAACAAUAGGGAUUUCCAAGGCGAUAACAACCUCUUUUGCAUUCAUAUGCGGGGCCUCCCAUAUAAUACUUUUGAAAAUGAAGUAUUUAAAUUCUUCCAACCUGUUCGUCCAGAGAAUGUGAAAAUCAUUUUCAAUAAUAAGGGUUUGCACAGUGGCAGUGCAGAUGCAUAUUUUGCAUCAUACGACGAUUCCCAACUAGCAAUGAAAAAACACAUGGAGCAGAUUGGAAAUCGUUAUAUUGAAUUAUUUUUCGAUGGUAAAGGAAAGGGCAACAGCACUGGGAAUUCUCGUCAAAAUAACCAAAACUUUUAGAAAUAUAUUUUUGAAUACGUAAUAAAAACCAUUUAAUUUUGUGCCCAUUAUCAAAGUUAUAUUGAUGGCAAUGAAAUAAAAUAAUUCUUCACGUAUUUUAACUCUUAACCGAUGAAGUUAUAAUAAUAACUUAA